Marchantia polymorpha subsp. ruderalis is the source of this 1691-nucleotide messenger RNA. NCBI's taxonomy places the organism in Eukaryota, Viridiplantae, Streptophyta, Marchantiopsida, Marchantiales, Marchantiaceae. The record is from the annotation of a GenBank genome assembly.
GAGGUUCACAAUCAUCUUCGCACUGCGCCUCGUUUUCCGCUCUACUCUUCAAAUGCGAUAUACUUCGGCUGCGAUUCUCGCCCAAUUUCACGUCUCGCUCGAUCAGAGAGUACCUUCUUAAUUUCUGAUCGGUGAAUCCAAGUUUUGGAAGUUCACAAUUUGGAGAAUCGACCCGGAGAUGAUAAGCUUGCGUGCGGUGUUUAGCACCGGGAUACUACCUGCUGGGCACACAGAUUGGAGAAAAGACGGUGUAUUACAAAAGAUUGAUGCCAGGGUGAAUUCAUCUGCAUCAACUUACAAUGCAAGGACGUACGGGCUAUCUUCCAGUAGUGUGCGCAGACCUUCAUCCGGGUCUGGAGGCUUGCAACAUUUCUUCAUCCCGAGAGCCGUGGAUCAGAGUGAAGUACAAACAGACGAAUACCACUGGAGCAAGGACGUUGAUGACAAUAAUGCCGCAGAAAAUGCUGCGGAGAUAGCAGAGGAUACUAUGCAGGGAGUGGCUCGUGUCGGCUCUCGUGGAGAUCAAGGGCACCAUGUCCAGGAGAAGGGCAGCGGCAGCGCACUCGAGGCUGUCACGGACUCCGCGAGUCAGGCAGCACAAACAAUGCGGAGUAAUUUGAUGAAAGCAGGAAAUUUCGUUGCGGGAAACGAUGCUGACGUCACGGAAGAUUCUCAAAGCUCCGCAAGGACAGGGACGUUGGAACCACAGGAUGAUCCAGCCGACACGAUGAUAGAGAAAUUCGACGGGAAUUUGGAGGCAGAGGAUCUAUCAGAAUCGGACAGGGAUAGUAACAAUGCUGCAGAGAAGGUAAAAGAAACUUCAACUGGACUCGCCAACGCUAGACAGAACGAGCGAGGAGAAGAUUCCACGGCCCAGGUUGACGAGUUCGGCAGUGAUUUUGGGGAGCAAGCCAGGCACUUCCAGGACAACGUUCAGGAACAAGCACAAGGUUUUGUAGAGAGUAUCAAAAGCGGGGCAACGAGAGCAUCCGAGCAAGUGCAGGCUGCAGGGAAAGACAUUAUGUCCAGAGCCGAUCAUGUGCUGGGACGGUCGACUGAUGACGAUGAGGAAGACAGCAAAGUCUUGAAACUGAAACCUGAGGACUUCGAAGAAGGUUAUAUAGAGAUUGACGAUGGAUCAGCCAAGGAGAGCAUUCUUUUGUAAAGUACGCUCAACAGGGUGCAAGGGAGAUCCUGAAAUCCUAAACUCUUUUGAUUCAGCUGUCCCUGUUCAUUUACUGAUAUUCUCUCUCCCAAACGUUUUGAAGGUUUGGGUCCUGUCAUUUCUGUCUUAUACAAUCUCCAAAGUUCUGGAAACUUAGAGGGAGGAACAAAUAUAGUAGAAUAUAAAGGAAUGCAUAAAUUGCAGCAUUCGACUUUUUCAUAUAGAUGUUACUUGGUGCAAAACGAUGUCUUGCACCAGUGAUUGGUUCCCUUAACGUGCGGUGUACGACUGUACAGAUUCGUCAAAGAGCAUCUGUUCUACCUCUGUUUAUUUAUCUCGAUUUCGUUUUUUCGGUCUUUCAAUUUCGUCACGAAGACGGAGACUGAUUGGAGUCCCAAACUGUGCAACGAGGAUUUUUUUCCAUCACGCAUCCAAUCACGCAUUGACACUUAUUCUACUCAUGGGCCAAAGUCAAUUUGACUAUGACACGCGUCAAGAUUCCAACUGAUCCGGAGACUAAGGUCUG